GCCCCGCCUUCCCUGUCUACGGACAGAACAAGCCCUCCAUCACGCCCUUCGGGCAGCCAAUGGCUGUCCCUGGGAUGUCCAAUAACCCGUUCAUGGCGGGUUCCUUCCCUUCAGGAGGCUCCUCCACCAACCCCUUCCUGUAA
This is a messenger RNA of Oryzias melastigma (Indian medaka), 143 nucleotides long. Its product is annotated as arf-GAP domain and FG repeat-containing protein 1-like. The record is from RefSeq and is a predicted model, not a curated record. NCBI's taxonomy places the organism in Eukaryota, Metazoa, Chordata, Actinopteri, Beloniformes, Adrianichthyidae.